Messenger RNA from Mycena indigotica, 918 nucleotides. RefSeq names its product AA-permease domain-containing protein. Gene Ontology annotation, biological process: fatty acid beta-oxidation. Gene Ontology annotation, cellular component: peroxisomal matrix. The coding region runs from base 1 to 918 and encodes 305 amino acids. NCBI's taxonomy places the organism in Eukaryota, Fungi, Basidiomycota, Agaricomycetes, Agaricales, Mycenaceae. The record is from RefSeq and is a predicted model, not a curated record. The transcript has 10 exons.
AUGAGCACUAUCACUGUCGAUAUCUCUGCUGGAAUAGCCACCAUAUGCUUGAAUCGCCCAGAUUCGCUGAAUUCUCUUACUGUUGAGGACUAUGAUGCUUUCGCCAAAGCACUCCGCGACAUCGACAAGCGGGACGAUGUUGUUGUUACUGUCUGGCAGGGAACCGGGAAAUGGUUUUGCGCCGGAACGGACGUAAAAACAGCUGGCGCAGCGCAGGACUCCGUCAUAGGGAAUGUCCGGGAGGCAUUUCUAAAGGCGGUAACUCUCAGCACGACCGACUGUGGUCAAGCCGUAGGCUAUUUCCUCACCGGCCAAUGUUUAAUUGUUAAGUUCUUCUCUUUAAUAGCUCUACAGCCACCGCAAGAUUCUGGUUGCGGCCCUCAAUGGCCCGGUGAUGGGUAUGACUCCCUUCCUUCGUUCAUGCUGAACUUUCGGACCAUAACUUUGGCAGGCAUCGCGGCGGCUUUCCUGGGCUACUUUGACUUUAUCUAUUCUCUACCGAAUGCGUGGCUGUCAGUGCCCUUCACGUUCAUUGGCAUUAUCGCGGAAGGUGGAUCAAGUGUCAGUUUCAUCAAUCGCAUGGGCUUGGCGAAAGCCAACGAAGCGUUGAUCUGGGGAAAGAAAAAGGAUGCGCAAGAGCUCCUGCAAUGUGGAUUCAUAAACAAAAUAUUCCCUCAACAGUCGGUAGAGAGCUUUCACAAAGCUGUUCGGGCGCUUGUCCUGGAUGACAUGGAAGGUUUAGAUCCUUCAGCAAUCUUCGAGGUGAAACGGUUGCUGAAAAAGGGCCUGGAUGAGAAAAAUUCCAUGGACGCCGUUAACUUAAGGGAAAGCAUUGCACAAGCAGAAAGAUUUGCAAGUGGAAUUCCUGCUAGACAGUUUAUACGGAUUGCCAACAAAGAGAUUAGGCACAAGUUAUAG